AUGAUGUUAUCGGUGACACUACCAAGACAUGGACAAAGUAAACGAGCUAUUGGUACACAAAAGGUUCCUCUUGAAUUUGUAAAUGGUGAUCAAACGAAUAAAAGUUCGAGCAUAGAUUUAAAAUCCCUUCCAGGGAGUAUUGCAAUACCCGUUUUUCUGUAUAACGGUCAAGUCUACGUUUUGAUAAAGCAUUUGGCGACGUUGUGGAAUUUCUUAUCCUCCUACCAAUUGAUUUUGUCGCUUUCAAAGCAUGGAAUUGAAAAAAAGAAUAUACUUCAAACUGAUCCCAGUAUGAAUGAUGCUUUAUUUACUCAGGGGGCUAUAUCCAAAGAGGACCAGUCGAGUAAGCUAUUCUAUAUAUCCUUGCCGUUGAUAUAUUUGAGAAUUUUGAACAAGGACGUGUUUUACAAUAGCGGUUACGCCGAUGAAGAUCUCAUCGAGGAUAUAUCUUCCCCUGGUAGAGUCAAUAGUGUUGUUCCAGUGGCUUCAGAAGAACAAGAAGACGAACCACUUAUAGAUGAUGAAGAGGAAGACGAAGUUGACGAUGCGUACGAGGAAGGGGAGAUGGAAGAGGAAGACAAAGAAGGGGCUUUGUUGAAACAGGCUAGACACCAUCAUUUUCACAAACGCACCCAAGAAUCGGAGUCGCUGGGCGAUGACAGAGUGACGGUGAGCCAAGUAUUUCCUCAAUAUGGGGUAGUGGAAUCCACUACUCAGUUAAAUCACACUCUGUUUGGCACGUUGAACUCUUCAACAAAAUUGAACUUUUACAAAACUCUCCUGACUCCUGGGCUAAGGUUUCUUCCUAAUACCAAACUCAAUUUCAACGAGAGGGAGUUACUUUUGGGUUCAAACAACUUUCUGGAUAUACAAAUUGAGGGGGGUUCUGAAUCCUUGAAAAGACAAGGUCUCAGAAAACCGCUCGGUAGGUCGAGGAAAAACAACAUUCACAUUGAUCCCAAUACCUUGGACUUGAGUGAAUCAGUCGUUCCAGGACAAGGCUACAUUCCCGAAUUCAGCGUGAGCCAUCUAUGCAAGGUACCAAACUACUACAUCACAUCAAACCAACAAGCGCCACUGCAAUCAUUCAAUACAAAGAAGUUGAAUACUACAUCGAAUUCGUCUUUUCUUUUCACUGAUGGAAUUAAGAUGUCAAAGAAUAUUCAGCAACUAGUUUUUAGCAAUGAAAGUGAUAACUACCAUCAUUCGAAGUACUUUUACACAAAAGGUUAUCGGGGUCCGGGCUCCGGGAACUAUAAAGAUGGUGCAUUGAUGAAAAAAAUAAGCAAAAUACCAGUGUCAAGCGACCGUAGGAGAUUUCACAAGACGAAGCUUUCAAACAGAGAGAAGUACAACAAAUCAUUGAAGGGGUUGGCUCAUGAGAGGUUCAAUAAGAAUUCGGUGGAGAGAUUGCUUGCAGAACAGCGCAAAUAUACGGAAGACUAUUUGAAUCUCGAGAUGUUGCACAACAGUGUUCAAUUUAACUUUCUACUUAAUUCCUAUCGUGAAAUAGCAGAAGAGACAUGGAACUGCUAUUUCAAGUUUAAAUUAUUUGACCUCGAGCAGUAUAAGGCUUUGCAACUGGAAAAAGAUGAACUCAAAGAAAGAGACCGCCUUUUAUCCGAGCAUAAGAAAUGGAUUGAAGAUGACAAGCUACGUGAAGAAAGACUUCGGAUGAUAUUCAGUGAUGAACAUGCAGCAAAGGAGAAACUAAAACAGGAAUUUGUUGAAAAAAGGAAGGAGAUGGAAGAAAAAAGGCGGCGUUUGGAAUUAGAGGCAUCUUUUGACAACUCGAUUAAUAAAGAUGACGAAGGGGCUGAUUUUGCAGAGAAAUUGGAAGCUCUCGAUUCGGAGUACAGACGCAAACAAAAUGAUCUAUUACGCGACUACGACCUAAAAAAGAAGCAAUUUCUCACCCCUUUGAAACCUCCACAACCAAUAGAAACACCUCAGAUUGAUAUUGUUUCGAAAUUCGUUUCCCCCGCUGCUCAUCCCGAAAUAUUGAGACAACUUCCCUUAGAGUUAAGAGACGUGGCAGACUUAAGCAAGGACGUGGUUCCUUCAAUCAAAAACCCCAUAAAAUAUGUCACAACGUUUCCAACGAACACAAAUGAUGAGUAUUUGACAAGAAUCGAAGUGGUGAAACUACCCAAUGCAAACUCUAUUGGAUGGGAUAAUCUUAGAAAGUAUAAAGAACCCUAA
Messenger RNA from Lodderomyces orthopsilosis Co 90-125, 2202 nucleotides. RefSeq lists its product as uncharacterized. The coding region runs from base 1 to 2202 and encodes 733 amino acids. The transcript has a single exon. The record is from RefSeq and is a predicted model, not a curated record. Lineage: Eukaryota; Fungi; Ascomycota; Pichiomycetes; Serinales; Debaryomycetaceae.